GGGAGCAUAAAAUUUUAUUAGAUGGCGUGUUCGUGUUCCUCAAAUAUUUCUCCUUUAUCGCUUCUGUUUUCUUAGCAGAUCCUUCUUUAACGAAUAUAAACAAGCUCUUAAGUCUGUUAAGGUCAUAAUGGCCGACGUAGUGUACACAAAUAUCAAGGAUUUGAAGCCAUCAAUGAAAAAUUUGAACAUGAUUUUCAUUGUCCUCGAAAUAGGUCGCCCAAGUAAGACCAAGGAAGCACAUGAUGUUAGAGCGUGCAAGGUAGCAGAUAAAACAGGAUGUAUUACAAUCUCCAUAUGGGAUGAACCGGGUGAACUUAUUCAACCAGGUGAUAUCAUUCGCCUUACAAAAGGAUACGCAUCAAUGUUCAGGGAUUGCUUGACUCUCUAUGCAGGGAAGGGUGGUGGUUUAAGCAAGAUAGGCGAAUUCUGCAUGGUGUUCACUGAAGUGCCAAACAUGAGUGAGCCAAACCCAGAGUUACUGCAGCAGCAAGCACAGAAGUUUGCUGAGCAGCAUGGUUUCCAGGUGGCAACGACUCAACCUGUGCCGCUGCAGCAGCAGGUGGUGGGCAUGGUGCCUGGUGCCGACGUGAAGCAGCCUUUAGUGCAGCAGCCACCGAUAAGCUAUAGUCAGGGCUUCGGUAACGGACACAUACCACGGGGUCGCGGCGUGCAGCCGAUGAACGGACGCGGUAUGCCCCCGAACAGUUUCAAUGGACCGCGUGGCUCGGCGCCGAGAGGGGGCAACGCAGGAGCCGGCAUGCACGGAAACGGGCGGGGCAACCCGGCCCACCGCGGCGGAGGGCUCGGAGCGAUGAUGCACAGGGGACGUGGCAGGAAAUAGGACACGUGGGAUGUGGUUAGGGUGGACGUGGCGCGGCAACGAAGGGCACGGCUAUGAGACACAAGUGUGACCUACUCGCCUGACCCCAGCACCCUCUCCCUGUGGGGAUGCAGACAGUACUACUGCUGCUCAGAGAAGAGUGUGAUCGUGAAGCAGCUUCUCUGUUUAUGAAUUGAUAUGACUGACAACUAGCAGUGAGGACGGUUGGUGCUAGAGAGGUCACUGUGCUCGAGAGAAGGGACACCACUAAGCAUAUCAGUUCUUCAUGCUUGCGUGUAAGUUAGUAGGCCUAGUAUACUAUACUGGCUCGGUACUGCAUGUGCGGCAGUGCGUGCGGUGUCAUUUACUUGAAAAAUUAUGAACUUGAAAGGCAAGUGAUUUUAAACAGAUGAAAUCGUGUGAAGUAAGUCUGCGCGUGGUACGUAGGUGUGAAAUUAAAUCUAUGGUUAAAAAUUAAUUUACAGUUCUGAGAAAUACAAAAAGAGAAAGCUAAGAAGCAGCCAGGCUUCCUCUUACAGCUAUAAUUUACAUCACACUAUUAAAAUAUCUUUGAUCAUACAGUAUGGGUGACACGGGUUAUUAUGAAAUUUACACAAAGAAUACAGUACAUUUUGAAAACAUAAUUACUGACUAGUUUCCCGCUUGCACAGCAUUUAUGUACAACGGUAUUUUUUUUUGUCAAUUCAGUGUUUUGCAGUAUUGGAUUCUGUUAGAUAUUCAUUGGUAUAGAUUGAUAUGAAGAAGAUCAUUGUUAAGAAUUGAUAAGAACACUAAUUGGAAGGCUUUAUGUGAUGGGAGAUUAUCUUAAACAAUUAAAUCCUAAAGUUGGGUGUUUUAGAUUAUUUCUGUGUAUGCACAGGUGGUUUUGAUCCAAUAUAGACAUACCAGUUCAAAAAUGACACACUACUACUACUACGAGAAAAAAAAGCACGCAGAACACUUUUUGUGCUUGUUCAUAAACAAUAUUAUAAGUGCUCGAGGAUCACUGCAAGUCUGCAAUAAUAGUAGCACAGAACCUGUAAAUAUAAACCUUUGCAUUUCAGUGUGUGUGUGUAAAUAUAUUCACUGCACUUCCGUGAUGAGAUUUUCAGAAAGGGAAGCAUCUCUGAGCAUAUACUAUUUCAGUGUCUUUCAUGGGGUUCCAAUUGUAAAUAUCAGCUAGGAACCUCAAGCUGUUCUAACUCCAAUGUGAAAGGGUGCGUUGAUGUGUAUCAAUAUGCCAAACAGGAAAAUGUUGUAAUACACUGAAAAUAUUAAAGCCAUGUUUUAUAAUA
This is a messenger RNA of Priapulus caudatus, 2115 nucleotides long. Its product is annotated as SOSS complex subunit B2-like. NCBI's taxonomy places the organism in Eukaryota, Metazoa, Priapulida, Priapulimorpha, Priapulimorphida, Priapulidae. Bases 128 to 841 code for a protein of 237 amino acids. Gene Ontology annotation, biological process: response to ionizing radiation; double-strand break repair via homologous recombination; mitotic cell cycle checkpoint signaling. The transcript has 5 exons. The record is from RefSeq and is a predicted model, not a curated record. Gene Ontology annotation, cellular component: SOSS complex. Gene Ontology annotation, molecular function: DNA binding.